CGCGACUGUCAACAUGGCGGAGUCAAUGGCAGAACAGAAGGUGGUAGAUGGCCCAAAGAAACAGACGAGGAGUACUUCUGGCUCGAAGAACUUCCUCGCAGGAGGUUUUGGAGGAGUAUGUUGUGUGGUAACUGGACAUCCCCUUGAUACUAUCAAGGUAACGUUGAAAAAAUACAGUAUGAAUCUUCUCUCCAAUAGUUAAGCUAAAAAUGUGUGUUCGUGGAAGAAAAGUUUUUAGAUGUUUUCCAGUUCGUAAGAAUUUCAACUUUUAAUCGCUCUUUAGAAGUUUGUAGGUAAUCUAACUUUACUCUCAGAGUCAAAUAUGAAAUCAUCAGAGUUACUCAGCAUAUUUUGAAGUUAGAUUUAUUUUAUAUUAUUAUUUCAAUACUCACAGGGGACAAAGUCCAUCUAGUUAGUUCUUAAAUGCGCGUUGAUUGUAAGUGUUUUGUUUUCACAAUUCUUCGACUUACGAAUUUUAACCGAAUAUCAAGAAACGUGGUUUUAAAUUUCAAAAUAUUUAUUUGGGUAAAACUAUUUUUUAAAGGUUAAACUUUCGAUUAAAGCUUACUUUUUGCAGCUAGAGGCGCGAUUUGUGUCACGCAACGUUUGACAAACCUGUAUAUUAUAUUUACUUUUCAUCAUUUGUUAACCUACUGAUUCUGUAAGCCAUCUUAUAAUGUAUCAACUUGAAUAGUGCGAAAUAAACUUGAACUUGAGCUCCAACUCCAUUCAUGUACAUAAUAAAUUUUAUGUUUUGCUCUUUCCUAAUUUCAUUCCAAAAGUGUCCAGUGGUGCGCAAGAAAGGUCUGUACGUAGAGGAAACUAUAUUAAAAACAUUGAAUGGGCACAGUGAUGUGUAAUAAUGUGAUGUGUAAUAGUCGUAGCAGAGAAUGUUUAAAAAAAAAACAUAGAAAAGUAAUAUAUAACAAAACAGGUAAAAAAUAUUAUUUUAUUUUUGAAAGGUUCGCCUUCAAACAAUGCCAACGCCUGAACCUGGACAGAAGCCAAUGUUCACAGGAACGUUGGACUGCGCCAUGAAAACAGUUAGAAAAGAGGUAAGAUCAGUAAGCUAAGCUCAUGGUGCACUUGACUGUAAGUUUCUUUUUAGUAAUAGCCACAGUGUAAGUUUUGUUUUAAAGGAUGCCACACCAGGAGCCCAUAACCCAGAGCAAGCGACUCCCACACUAGGCCUGUGUCAUGGCAUUUUCACCGACUAGUUGGUAUAUUGUUAGACACACUUUAGGGCACUUUUUCCCGCAAAAGUGAAAUCUCCACUGCGUGUAAGAGCGUAUUGGAAGUGUAUGCAUCAAAAGGUAAAACUGAAAGUCAUUAAAAGGCAAAAAGUAUCGUAUUUAGGUCUGUAGGUUUGCCCACUAGUUUGUAGGACUUAAAACAUAUUCUAACUUCGCACCAAAACAGUUCUAAAAGUAAACUGGUCGGAGAAAACGCCAUGGCACAAGUACAUGGAAGGUGCUCGCUCCGCCUGGUUAUGGGCUUCUGGCCACACCCAUUGUUUCUGUACAUCCUUCCUGCACAUGUGAUUUAGGUUGGAAUGUUAUGCCUUGCCAUGUAUGGAACAGGACUGAAGCCAGUGCAUCAAGUUUGCCUCCAGUUUUAUCUCUUAGAUGGAUUUUGACCCAUUAUUUUCUUUUUGUAAAUCACUUCCUUGGUUGAUUCUCUCCACCUUAACACAUGCAGUAACAAAAUUCUGAAUGUGAGAAGAUCAGAGGUGUCCUUCAUGGGUAUAUUGUUUGUUGGUAGAGGGGGGUGACAGUGUUGGUUGUUUCUGGCCAGAACCUUUAGGUUUCAGAUCUCAAGGGUUUGGUAUCUGUUUUCUAGGGAAUUCUUGGAUUAUACAAAGGAAUGGCAGCUCCUGUAGUUGGUGUUGCCCCAAUAUUUGCAAUCUGUUUCUGGGGAUUUAACAUGGGCAAGAAGCUACAGCUUAAAAAUCCUCAUGAUGAUCCGACGUAAGUAUUCCUUCCUUGAGAGUGGCAUUAAUGUCAUUUAGUGGCUGGUGUCACAAGUGGAAAUUUUAGUUUAGGGUUAGAACAAAUUGUCGUGGUUGUCAAACUGCAUGUUUUGGCCAUUAACUUAUUACUACAGUCCUCAGUCGUGAUAUUUUCUACCCCCUCAAUGUUGGUUUUUGUGAGUUGGCAUCACAGAAGUAUAAAAUUCAACGAGGGUAGGAGCACAACUUUUUCUUGGAGUAUGGGUGCUGCACAGGGUGUCCCAACUUAAUGUGACAAGGAUUGUAGUAACAGCGAUCUUACACUUUCUGGAAACUUCAAACCUCAAUAAUAAACAUGAAUUUUCUCCAGCUAUGGUAUCAGUGCUUAAUCAGUUGGUGAGGUUAUGAGAGUAAAAAAAUAUAAAUCCCUACAGUAAAUUACAAAACACUCCAUGUCAAUGCCGCUGCUAUGACAAAAAAUAAUGAUUGUAUUGAAACAGAAAGAAAAAUGUUUUUAAACAACAUCUAGGAACUCAAUAAUAACAAUCUCUUCUUCAUUAGGAAGUAGGGGAGAGGUUGAGCUGUCGAGUUCUUAUCACUGGCAUUUAUUGGCCUAAAUAUCCACAGUGUGGUGAUUGAUCCAUCCAUACAAUUCAUACAUAUGAUACUUUGUUGUCCCCUCUCCAAAGGAGCAUUUUUUGUUUGUUCUUCCCAUCAACAGACAGCGCAUGUUCACUUUUCGCGGAAUGCAUAGUAUGCAUAAUAAUAUAUAACAAUAUGAUGAAUUAUUUUCUUUGACAGGUAUUUUCAAAUCCUGACUUCAGGAUUCUUUGCUGGAGUUUGUACAACAGCUAUUAUGGCACCGGGAGAACGAAUAAAGUGUAUCUUGCAGGUAGACAUUACUAAUACCUUAGCCAUGGGACAUACAAGAGGAAGAGGGGUAGAUUUAGGUAACAUAUUACAGUUGAGCCUUUUUUAAGCAAAACCUGCAGUUGCAUCAUAUCAUGAUCAUACUACAUUUUUGCCUUCCUGUGGCAUGCAUCACAGGCUAUUCAUUAAAUGUUUCAUCUCAGCGAAUGACAAUGAAAGUUGGGGUUACAAACCCCCACCACCUUCUCCCAUUCCUAUCUGUUACCAUGGUGGAGCAAUAGGUUUGCUUGAAUGGUACACCUGAGGGUUUUAAAUACCAAUAACUUAAUAUGUACUCUCAAAGGCAGGGUUGUUCAAGGCUGGGUUAAGAUAACCCUGGGUUGGUGUGAAAUUUGAACUCAGAUAUGAGAGCUUAAAAAGCAAAUUCAGUUUUAUUCGCUUUGCCUACAAUUUGAUGAUUGAAUACUCUAUGAGGAAUAGAGAAAUUAUCAGAGAAAGUGCUUUUGUUAAAAAGAAAAAGAAACCCGGGCUAAAAUUUAAGCCCAGGAUAGCGCUAACCAGCUUUUGAACAACUGGGCCCAAACGAUUUGGUUUAUCACCAAAUUAACUCCAGUGUUUGUCUAGGGAAGUGAUAAAUUCAGAUCACCCACCAUUAUUGAAAGUGGUUUUCUCUCACCCGUAAAAGUCACAAUCCAAAAAAAUUAUUACUGGUAUCAUAAAUUACAGGUUCAGUUAGAGUUGAAAGAAUUAUUUUUAUUGUAAUCCCAAUUUUUUGUGGUAGGUGGGGGGGGAGGUUGAAGCUCAUUCUGUUUGAAACUUUUUAGACAGUUUUGAUUAAAUCUACAUUGAACAAGUAGCGAGGGGCUGGUAAUGUAUAUUUUUGUAGGCUGCAAAAUGAGUUAUUGUAAAUGUCAUAGAUCCAACAAGCAUCUGGAGCAGAGAAGAAGUAUGCCGGCCCCGUAGAUGUAGUGAAAAAAGUUUACAAGGAAACUGGAAUCCGUGGGGUGUACAAGGGAACAUGUGCUACUUUACUCAGAGGUGACCUAAAAAUUCUCAGACCUUAAAUCUUAACUGUUUCUCGUCAGGUGUAAUUCACAAUUUUUUCCCUGGAAACUCUCUCUACUAGAAACAACACCAUUUCUCGAUUAGGAGCAAGUUCUCUCGAAAAUUCAGCCAGUUCUCAAGAUUAGGUCAGAGGAAGAAGUUUGAAAAAACUGUUGGAGUAAAAAUAAGUUCCACUAGUGAAAAGACAAAAAUAAAGACAGUUUGAUCAGUUAGGCCAAGGCAAAACAUUGACCUUUCUUGAGACUUCAACUAAACUGGAUGGAUUUAGUUCAUGGAAAGUUCCAAGUUUGUCUCAGUUAAGCUUGUCUCUAUGAGGUCGGAUCAACCAACACAUUCUAUCCAUCCACUCAGUUGAUGAUGUCCGAUUGGUUAGACUUUUGACUCAACAGAUGAACUUAACUUUUUUAGAACAACCCAAAUAACAUCCAAACAACAGGUUGGUUCAUCUCAUGAAAAGUUUGACAUUAGGCCUUAACCUUAGUUAUGAUCCUUUAAUAAGAUGUCACAAUCAAAACUACCCAGCAUUGGGCGAUAUAUAGAGUACAUUGUACUUAAAUAAUACUCAACAGUUUAAUUUCUUUACAGAUGUACCAGCCACAGGAAUGUACUUUGCUUCUUAUGAAUUCCUUCUGAAUCAACUAACUCCUAAGGGAAAGACGUAAGUAUUGAUAGGACUUUAUGUAGUGUUUUCUUUUCACAAAAAUCACUUAACUAAUGAUUACAACAUUUCAUCUGCUUGGAGCUUGCAAUCUGGGGUUAAUAUGCAAUGGUAGAAUUUUAAAUUGAGCUGUUACCAGUAAUAAUUUUAUGACUAUCAAGCUGAAUCAUAAAUAUUUGGGGAAGUAGAAAGAUAACCGCUCAUCUGUGAAUUAACUCCGUACAAAGGCCUCUAAGUUGCAAUGUGUGUAAAAGUUACAGUUUCUACAACCCAGCGAAAUUGUCGUCUCUAGGGCAUGACCAGUAAAUAAUGAAGUUUGCAAAGGACUUGACUGCUCCUGUUAUUCUCCUUAUUUCUAUCUUUUAUAAAUAAUAAAUAUUUGAAUGUGUUGUUUCUUCUGCAGCCGAAAAGAUGUUGGUCCUUUAAGCAUUCUCAUGGCUGGAGGUGAGAACAGUAAUUCAGCGUAACUUCUAUGAGAAAGGCAUAAGGUUUUUUCAUUGAAUAGACAUUUAUGGCUGAAGAAGGUAGAAAAUUUUCCUGCUGACCUCCACUUAGUCUGCUACACAGAAACCACUAAAAACGACACUAAAAACGGCUGUGUAGCAGACUAACCUCCACUGUGCCUUCAACAAACCAGGAAAAGCUCCCAAUACCUGUUAGAACCCUUGAAUAAAAGGGCUGCUUGACAGAAGAAUUUCAUGUACACACAGAAAGCUUUUUAGACUUUUAACGUACGGUUCCCUAUUUUUUAGUAAGGUCGUCGGGCCGAGCGCUCAUCAGCCAUCUUGGUUUCUAAUAUACCGAGGGGCCAGGCCCCGGCGUUUUUUGCUUUGAGAGAGGGAGGCAAGAAAAAUAGAAAAAUAUGUUCCAAUAUGUUUCUCACUACCUCGCAAGCUAUUCUCCCCUAAGUUGACUCAGUACAUUUGAAACCAAGAUGGCUGCUUGUAAGGGUGAUCUUACGGAAAAAUAGGGGACUGAAUGGUCAAAGCUUUUUCUGAAGUCCCAGUUGUCACAAGCCAUAACAACCCACUUGCAGAAGAGAAGGAGAAAGGCAUCAGACAAAAAAUUGGCAUAAUACAAAACACUCAUGCAAACAGCCAUAACACAAAAGUCAUAACAUGCAGAUGUAAAGGAUCUUACUGGUAGGAUUCUCUGAAAAGAAGUCAUUAGAAGAGUUAAAAGUUGUUUUCAUCUUUAGGUGUUGCUGGUAUGUUUAACUGGGGUAUUGGUAUCGCUCCAGAUGUGCUUAAAUCCAGAUUACAAACAGGUGAGAUACAAUUCUUUCUUGAUCAUAUUUGAUAUACAUUUAGCCAAGCCUAAAAGCGGAGUUAUUGGUUAAAAAAAUUAUUAUUGAGCCCCCAAUUCAGUGCAUUAUCAGCAGGUCAGCAGAUAAGCUCAAAAUAGUUAUAACGUUGAUGAGCUGUGCACCGAGCCCACGAUACACAGUCAUGUGAUCAGGUCAGUGGGUUCCCAGUCGUUUCGAUACACGUUUAUUCAUUCGAGGUAUUAAUAGUUCUACGUACUUGGUUUAAAUAACUAAGAAUAUUAAACCGAAAUGUUUUUCUUGUUUACGCACAAACUAUACUUGAAAUGAAGUCUGGGUAAUUGUGAAUUUUCCUAUUGGCUUACAUGAGCUGCGCAUGGUAAUACACGUGAUAAUACUGCGUAUUAUCACGUGACGACCACGCGUCAAUGCGUUACCAGAUUUUGUCUGUAAAGAUCUUUUAAACUACAUACCCGCUAUUUUUCAGGGCUUGGAAGAAAAUAUUACCUUGUACCAUCUAAAAUAUCAAACGGAUUUGCCAUUGAUGGCUUUUUCCAGUCAGGUUAUGCCAGUUUUGGAUAAGUACAUUCUACUCACUGUUGGUUUAUGUUUUGACCCUUAUAGCACCCGAGGGAACUUACCCUAAUGGAGUCAGAGAUGUGUUUAGGCACAUGGUAAGACUCUAGAUUUGUUUUAUUUGAAACACUUGUUACAGUCACAACUUCUGAACGUUACAAUUCGUCUUAAAGUCUGAAGAUGCUUCACGUUGUCCACCUCAAGAGUUUCAUAUAUCUCCCAAGGCUCCGUUUCUUUUCUGGAUCAAAACUUACGCGUGUUCCUAUUUGUUAUUCUGCAGAUGCGCGAGGAGGGCGUGGGCGCCCUGUUUAGAGGAUUAACACCAGUUAUGCUUAGAGCUUUCCCGGCAAAUGCGGUAAGUUCGCUUUAAAUAUUGGAUAGAAGAGCCCUAUGGUAAGCUUAAAAACAAAGUUAUCACUUCUGUCCAAUAAAAUGAAAAGUAAAUAGUCCAUGUAACGAAGUGGAAGAAAAAUCAAAAGUCUGGGACACAAUAACUCGAGUACUCUCACAUCGUGAGAAGUGCGGGAAAACUUGCUGCUGCGGCUGCGACCGGGGGCGGCAAAGCGUCCUUCUAAUUGACUGAGAAGAUCACGUGUUUGAUUUGAUUGGCUGCACUUGAUCACAUGUUUGAUGUGAUUGGCUACAACUGAUCACAUGUCUGAUGUCACUGGAAGUAAAUCCACGAGGUUAUCACUUGAGAAACAGUUCAACAGUGCUUGAUCAGAUAGGAUGUGAUAAACUCUUCACAUGUCUCUUGUGAUUAGAAUACAUCCACGGGGUUUUUUCUUUAAACGGUUCAACAGUACGAUCGAGGAAUAAGCUCUUCAAAAACUCUUCUAUUAGAAUUCUGUUUUGCUUUAUUUUUGUCUUCUACAUCUACAUCUACAACUUUAACACUGGGGUUUUAUUUGUUUUAUAGGCCUGCUUCCUUGGUUUUGAAUUAGCCAUGAAAUUCUUUGACUGGCUUGCGCCAAACUGGUGAUAUGAUAGUGAACAGAAACGAGAAUUGAAAUGUCCUCACUGUCAACUCUAUUCUGUUAUACACACGAGCGUUCUCAACCUGAAGAUGGAAAUUAUUUUUUUGCUCCAGUUCACCUCAAGCAACUUUCUUAAUAUAUAAUAAGCGGGAACGGCUAAGGAAUCUUCCAGUAUUAUCUGACGAUAACUUCUAACAGACAUAUCUACAUGACAUUAGUAACUAUUAAUUCUCUGUAAAACUUGGUAUUUUUCUUUUGUGCACCAAUUUGCCAGUAACAUCGAGUGUUAUUUAUUCAUCGUUGUGCGGUUGUUUAGUUUCCGCUCAGAUUGAGUUCAAUGACGGGAAAGAAAAACGCUGUUCCGAGAAAUUUGGGCACAACGGUUCAUUUACUGUGCAUGUUAUAGGCAAAACUUACCACAACAGAAAUUUAGCUUACUAAGUAAGAAAGGACAAGGUACAAGUAGAACACUUUUAGGGGAUAGUUUAGAGCAAGACUUGUUCACUUGCUAAAUAAAAAUGAGUUAUAUGCAACUGGUUUAGAAUUUUGCUCGUUGCUUCCAAGCCACUUUGAGGUAUUCUGUGAUGUUGUGUCGGUUUUUCGUCAAGCUGCAUCAUAGAACUGUUAGGGACGCUGCCGCUUCAUUUAUUGACUGUUAGGUAGCUUCAACAACGACGACCACGACAGCAGCCAAAACAUCAUAAAAGCAACAGGUAUUAGGCAAAUAGCAACUUUACACGUGCUACACGCU
Messenger RNA from Porites lobata, 8109 nucleotides. NCBI's taxonomy places the organism in Eukaryota, Metazoa, Cnidaria, Anthozoa, Scleractinia, Poritidae. The record is from the annotation of a GenBank genome assembly.